GUUCAUCAUUUUCCCCCCUUCAUCUUUUUCCUUCUUCACAAAUUUCCUGCAAACCCUAAAAAAACUCCCAAAAUUCAAUCAAAUUUUCAUUAUACAUACAAAAAUCCAAACGUAUACAAUCAGAUGGAUCUUCAAAAUCUCGCAAUUGUUCUAAAGGCAGCUCUCAGUCCCAAUCCUGCCGAACGUAAAGCCGGUGAAGAUAACCUCAAUAAGUUUCAGUAUAGUCCACAGCAUUUGGUGAGGCUGUUACAGAUAAUAGUAGAUGGAAAUUGUGAUUUGGGAGUGAGACAAGUUGCUAGUAUCCAUUUUAAGAACUUUAUAGCCGAACAUUGGUCGCCUCAUGAUCCAGAGGAACAAUCGAAGAUUUCACCAAGUGAUAAAGAGUUGGUGAGGCAGAACAUUCUUAUAUUUGUAGCAGAAGUUCCUGCAUUGUUAAGGGCACAGUUGGGCGAGUGUCUCAAGACAAUUAUUCAUGCAGAUUAUCCUGAGCAAUGGCCAGGUCUUUUGCAAUGGGUGACACAUAAUUUGCAGGACCAGCAAGUUUAUGGAGCUCUUUUUGUGCUACGAAUUCUUGCUAGAAAAUAUGAGUUCAAGUCAGAUGAGGAGAGGAUACCAGUUCAUCAUAUUGUUGAGGAGACAUUUCCUCAUCUGCUUAAUAUUUUUAGCAGGCUUGUUCAAAUAGGAAAUCCGUCAAUGGAAGUAGCAGAUUUGAUUAAGCUCAUCUGUAAAAUAUACUGGUCUUCCAUUUAUUUAGAAAUUCCAAAGAAGUUGUUUGAUCCAAAUGUGUUCAAUGCUUGGAUGGUCCUUUUCUUGAAUAUAUUGGAAAGACCAGUUCCUUUAGAGGGCCAACCUGCUGAUCCAGAGUUACGUAAGUCAUGGGGAUGGUGGAAGGUAAAGAAGUGGACAACCCAUAUAUUAAACCGCCUCUAUACCCGGUUUGGGGACUUGAAAUUGCAAAACCCUGAUAACAAAGCGUUUGCUCAACACUUUCAGAAGAACUAUGCCGUAAAAAUCUUGGAAUGUCAUCUGAAUUUAUUGAAUGCUAUCCGCAUUGGUGUCUAUUUACCUGACAGAGUCACCAACCUAAUUUUGCAAUAUUUGGGCAAUAGUAUUUCCAAGAGUGCUACAUAUAAUAUUCUCCAACAAAGACUUGAUGUGCUUCUUUUUGAGAUAAUAUUUCCUCUAAUGUGCUUCAAUGACAAUGAUCAAACGCUAUGGGAGGAAGAUCCACAUGAGUAUGUGAGAAAAGGUUACGAUAUUAUCGAAGAUUUGUACAGUCCUAGGACUGCAGCAAUGGACUUUGUGUCGGAGUUGGUGAGAAAACGUGGAAAACAAAACCUUCAAAAGUUUAUUUUAUUCAUUGUGGAGAUCUUUAAAAGAUAUGAGGAGGCACCAAUUGAAAUCAAGCCUUACAGACAAAAGGAUGGCGCACUUCUUGCUAUUGGAACACUGUGUGAUAAAUUGAAACAGACUGAACCAUAUAAAUCUGAGCUUGAGACCAUGUUAGUGCAGCACGUAUUCCCGGAGUUCAACAGUCCAGUGGGCCAUAUUAGAGCAAAAGCUGCAUGGGUUGCUGGACAAUAUGCUCAUAUCAAUUUCUCUGACCCGAAUAACUUCCGCAAAGCAUUACAAAGUGUUGUUGCUGGGAUGCGGGACCCUGAGCUUCCAGUGCGUGUUGAUUCUGUUUUUGCAUUGCGGUGUUUUGUUGAAGCCUGCAAAGAUCUUGGUGAAAUCAGGCCCAUUCUACCCCAGUUACUUGAUGAGUUUUUCAAGCUUAUGAAUGAAGUGGAAAAUGAGGAUUUAGUGUUUACCCUUGAGACUAUAGUUGACAAGUUUGGAGAGGAGAUGGCACCCUAUGCUGUUGGCCUAUGCCAGAACCUGGCUGCUGCAUUUUGGAAGUGUAUGAACACCGCCGAAGCAGAUGUUGAAGCUGAUGAUCCUGGUGCUUUGGCUGCUGUUGGAUGUUUACGUGCUAUUAGCACGAUUCUUGAAUCAGUCAGUAGGCUCCCUCAUCUUUUUGCCCAAGUUGAGCCAACUUUACUUCCAAUAAUGCGGCGAAUGCUUACAACUGAUGGACAAGAGGUAUUCGAAGAAGUUCUGGAAAUUGUAUCAUACAUGACAUUUUUCUCACCGACUAUAUCCAUGGAUAUGUGGAGUCUCUGGCCAUUACUAAUGGAAGCUCUAGCUGAUUGGGCUAUUGAUUUCUUUCCGAAUAUCCUUGUUCCUUUGGACAACUAUAUAUCCAGGAGUACAGUGCACUAUCUCACAUGCAAGGAGCCAAAUUACCAACAGAGUUUGUGGAUUAUGCUUUCCAACGUAAUGAAUGAUAAAAAUUUGGAAGACAAUGACAUUGAACCUGCACCUAAGCUUAUAGCAGUAGUGCUACAAAACUGCAGGGGUCAGGUGGACCCUUGGGUUGAGCCAUAUAUUAGACUCACUGUUGAACGGUUGCGCCGAGCUGAGCGGCCGUUCUUGAAAUGCCUGUUGAUGGAAGUUAUUGCUGAUGCUUUAUACUACAAUGCGACUUUGACACUUAAUAUAUUGCAAAAACUUGGUAUUGCUUCAGAAAUCUUCAACCUUUGGUUUCAGAUGUUGCAACAAACCAAAAAGAAUGGUAUUCGUGCUAAUUUUAAGAGGGUAAGUGAUAAGAAAAUUUGCUGUUUGGGGUUGACAUCCCUGCUUUCACUUCCUGCUGCUCAGUUACCCGGGGAAGCGUUGGAGCGUGUUUUCAAAGCAACACUUGAUCUGCUUGUUGCCUACAAGGAUCAAUUAGCAGAAGCGGAGAAGCAAGAACCUGAAGAUGACGACGACAUGAAUGAUGGUUUGGAAACUGAUGAUGAUGGCGAUGAAGGGUAUGACAAGGAAAUGGGAGUAGAUGAUGAAGAUGGUGAUGAAGUUAAUAGCAGGAGGCUUCAGAAAUUAGCUGCACAGGCAAAGGCAUUCCGGUCAGCUGAUGACUAUGAUGAUGACUCGGAUGAUGACUUCAGUGAUGAGGAGGAGUUACAGUCACCUAUUGAUGACGUGGAUCCCUUUGUUCUUUUUGUGGAUACUGUGAAGGUGAUUCAAGCAUCAGAUCCAACGAGGUUCCAGAUCCUAUCACAGACGCUUGACUUCCGUUAUCAGGCACUUGCAAAUGGAGUUGCCCAGCAUGCUGAUCAGAGAAGAGCAGUAAUUGUGAAAGAAAAGCUGGAAAAGGCAUCAGCAGCUUCAUGAUAUUUGUGUGAUAUAGAUACAUUGGUGUUAAAUCUUUGCUGCUUGCCUUCAAUAUUAAGGUUAUUUCUGUCCAUUUCCCAAUGGUUGAAGAAAAGUGACCGAAAGGAGUCUUGAUGGGCAUUCAGACUGGUUCAUAGAUGUCAGUGGUGAGUCACAAGUACUCGAAAAGAGUAUAUUUUUGGUUUGACAGCUGCCAGGGCUUUCUUUAAAAGCUUAGGUAUCGAGUAAAGGUAAAUCACAGGGUUAUUGGAGAUGGUUCAUGUGGAUCAGCUGGGCGUUGGUCGGGUGGUGUUUGUAGGGUUUUGUAGUCGUGAUUGAGAUGAAAGCCCUUUUCGGGGGAGCACUGUGGUGCAUACAGGGUCUGGUUUAAAUUGCUUGUUGAACAAUUGAAGCUUACAUAAUUGGAUGUUAUAUUUUUUCAUUCAUUUUUCUCAACUCUGUUUUUUCGUGGUCUAGGUGUCCGUCGACUCAAGUGGAUACAAAUUUUUGUUACGGAUUUGUGUUACAAUGCCCGUCAUCUUGAGUUUUAGUAUCAUUUUUGAUACUUCAUCAUAACAUUGGUGUAAUAAUGUCUCCUUUUUACUGAUCAAGUGUGUUCUAGCUGUUGAUUACA
Erigeron canadensis is the source of this 3826-nucleotide messenger RNA. Its product is annotated as importin beta-like SAD2. The coding region runs from base 124 to 3213 and encodes 1029 amino acids. The transcript has 21 exons. Gene Ontology annotation, molecular function: small GTPase binding. The record is from RefSeq and is a predicted model, not a curated record. Gene Ontology annotation, biological process: protein import into nucleus. NCBI's taxonomy places the organism in Eukaryota, Viridiplantae, Streptophyta, Magnoliopsida, Asterales, Asteraceae. Gene Ontology annotation, cellular component: cytosol; nuclear envelope.